CACUUUUUGCUGGCGCCAACAAUUUGCAUAAUUAAAGCGUCGUUCAGAUAGUGAAAAGCAGAUAACGCGAGCUACAGAGCAGCAUGCUGUAAGUGGCCAGCAGAAAUAGACUUUAACAAUGCAGGAGACAAACAUGGCCCAGAGACAGCUGGACGAGAGCGUCUCGCUGAAUGAGACGCUGCUCAAGGACUUGGAGAUCACGCGUGACGACAUUCAGGACUUUGUAAAGCUGCUCUUCGACUUCCAGAAGAAGAAUCAAACGCAACAGGACGAAUGCCAAGGCUACUGUCAAGGCGAAAUCUACAGCUGGCUGCGUGCGUACAAUGGCAUCCACGGCUACGUCUCGCUAUUGAUUUGCAUAUUCGGGACAAUAGCCAACAUACUAAACAUAAUGGUGUUGACCAGAAAGGAAAUGGCCAAGGCGCCCAUUAACAACAUAUUGAAAUGGCUGGCAGUUGCUGAUAUGUUUGUGAUGCUCGAGUACAUACCCUAUACGACAUAUCAAUACAUCUAUAUGAAGCCAGGCGAGAAGGACUUGAGUUACGCAUGGGCUGUUUACCUGCUGAUCCACAUGCACUUCACGCAGAUUCUGCACACGAUUUCUAUUGGUUUGACCGUUACCUUGGCUGUUUGGCGCUACGUGGCAAUCAGCAAACUAUUUCCAUCUCUAAUCCACAGACAUCCGAAUGGGAGCUGCGCCAAUUUUCUGCUGGCACAUUCCAGGGAGGCGAUACUCUUCCCCUUCAUCAUCUCGCCCAUUCUCUGUUUGCCUACGUACUUUGUGUUCAAGGUGCGCAAGACACACGAGAUGGACACCAUAGAGCACGAGCCCAUGUAUCAUGUGUACUUCGACACGGACUCUAUGCUGUUUAGAUUCAACUUUUGGAUACAUUCCGUGAUCAUUAAGCUGCUUCCCUGCUUCAUUCUAACCGCCAUCAGUCUCGUUCUGAUGCACGUUCUGUGCGAGGCUUCGCGAAGGCGUCUCAAGCUGAAGGACUACGACAAUCCCACCAAAUACGCCAUUCAGCUGAAUCUCAAUGAAUCAAAGUCUAGGCGACCUCCGCGCUGUGAUCGUCGCAAUGAUCGAACCACUCUGCUCUUGGUGGCUGUGCUGAUACUCUUCCUGGUCACGGAGUUUCCGCAGGGUCUGCUGGGCCUGUUGUCGGGCGUGCUGGAGAAGUGUUUCUUCGCCCAUUGCUAUCCGCCCUUCGGUGAGCUGAUGGAUCUGCUGGCACUCAUCAAUGCGGCUGUGGGCUUCGUGCUCUACGGACUCAUGUCCAAACAGUUUCGCACCACGUUCCGGUCUCUGUUCUUCAAGCGUCACUUCGGCAGCAGCGAGAUGACGCGCCUCACUCGAGUGACCACCACCUGUGUCUAGAAGCGACUGAAUAGACGCUGGUCGAGAAGUAGCUAGAGAGAGAUG
Drosophila navojoa is the source of this 1423-nucleotide messenger RNA. Its product is annotated as G protein-coupled receptor dmsr-1. Gene Ontology annotation, biological process: G protein-coupled receptor signaling pathway. Gene Ontology annotation, cellular component: plasma membrane. The record is from RefSeq and is a predicted model, not a curated record. Gene Ontology annotation, molecular function: G protein-coupled peptide receptor activity. NCBI's taxonomy places the organism in Eukaryota, Metazoa, Arthropoda, Insecta, Diptera, Drosophilidae.